This is a messenger RNA of Lactuca virosa, 1348 nucleotides long. The record is from the annotation of a GenBank genome assembly. Lineage: Eukaryota; Viridiplantae; Streptophyta; Magnoliopsida; Asterales; Asteraceae.
UAUUUCCCUUGCAUGAAGCUUACAUCCCCUCUCUCUCUCUCUAUAUAUAUCUACAAUUUUCGAACUCUAAGAUCAAUUCCUUCAAUCUUCUCUCUUUUUGAUCUCUUUCUCUCUCUCACAAACACACAAACAGACAAGAACACACACAGACACACACAGUAAUAGUGCAUGGAAGUAGAAAUGGAUGUUUCAGGAGUACACCACCAUUAUCAGCAGCAGGAGAUGUCUUCGCAUAUGCUUGACAGCAUGUUGGUGUGCACAAAAGCACAACAAGAUAAGAAACCAAAGCCACCGGAGGACGCUCUGAAAUGCCCAAGAUGUGAUUCCGGCAACACCAAAUUCUGCUACUACAACAACUACAGCCUCACUCAGCCGCGAUACUUUUGCAAAUCCUGCCGGAGGUACUGGACCAAAGGCGGAACCCUAAGAAACGUUCCUGUUGGUGGUGGGUGUAGGAAGAACAAAAGAUCAUCAUCGUCAUCAUCAUCAGCCACCUCACCCAUUUCAUCAUCAGCUUCUGCACUUUCAAAGAUCAGAGGGCCCCAAGAUCAUCAUCUCAAUAUCCAACAACAUCAUCAACAUCCACUCAAUAUCAUCACAUCAUCUAAUUCAAACAAUCAUUUGCUUUCUAGUGGUUUAGGUCAUUUACCUUAUGACUCAACCGAUCUCUCCCUUGCUUUUGCUAGACUCCAGGGUCAAGCAAAUACCCACUUGGGAUUUGACCAGUUUGACCAAAACGAUCCCACAUCAAACCAUAACUUGGGUUUUCUUGAUGCGAUUAGGGGAGGGUUUCUUGAGAACAUGCACACCUCGAAUGGAUUUCAUAAUGUAUUGUCUAGUGGGGGUAAUAUUGGAAAUGGAGAGAUGGGUAGUGUGGGAAACUUAAUCAUGGGUUUAAACAAUGGUAAUAGAAACCAUGAUCAAGAUCAAGAAAUCAUGAAUGCGAUGUUCCAUGACCAUCAACAACACAUGAUGAACAAUGGUAGUACUUGUAGUGCAACAACGGCAGUUACAAUGACAACAGUGAAGCAAGAAGCAUGCAAUAUGAUGAAAUCAUCUGAGUUUGGAGAGAGUAGACCAGGAGGAGGAGGAGGAGGGGUAUUAUGGGGAUUUCCAUGGCAGAUAGGUGGUGGUGGUGGUGGUGGAGAUCAAGGGAACAUGGCUCAUGAUGUUGAAUCCGGGAGAUCACAAAUUGGAGGAUGGAAUGGGAUUAGUUCAACAGCUUGGCAUGGACUCAUAGAUAGCCCUCUUAUGUAGCACAAGUAAAACUAUAGAUCAUCUUGUUGUUUAAUUAAUGUUAGUGCAGGAAAAUUUAAUUUACUUCUAAAAUCUUUUGUUUGGAUGGUGG